AUGUCGUCGGCGCAGCAAGACCCUCAGAGCGCAAAGGUUGCGAGCCUUCCGUCAAUCACAUUUCUCCCUUGUCCCGAUACCAACAACCAUCCCGAUUGGAAUAAGGCUCUGAACUCCCACGUCACGGGCAUAUGGCUACUCUUCCUUAAGAACUCCACCAGCUCAACCUCAGCCCGAGGUUGGGUAAUCGGACUCGUCACGGCAAGCGGUCAAGCCCUCCAUAUAUACCCCAAGCAGACGCCCUACUGCUCGACCACCGCUAUCAUCUGCACUCCGGCCUGCGGCGAAGCGGACUCGGUUCCCAGCAAGAGCUUCACGAAGAUGCUGGAAGCGUCCACCAAGCACUUCGCACGCGCGGCAAUGCCGGGCGCGAAGGUGGGGUACCUCUUGCUCACGCUGCAGCGUGCUGGUAUCAUGAACUACGGACUGAGAGAGGGACGAGGCACCCGUUUCUGGCUCUGCGCCGCCAUAUUUGUUCUGCGACAGUUUAUCAAGGAACCCAGGAGCUUCGACUUGUUCGGAGAUUGCGUCAUCGAGGAGAUGAGCCUGUGUUCGACCGACGACGAACAGCAGAAGAAGCAGGAAACCCAGGAAAAACAGAUCACAUCUGAUGAGAUCAAGAAGGGGCAGGCUGUGGUGCACAAGUGGUCAAAGCAGGGUAUUAAGGCGCUGAAGGAGUGCAACCAGAGAAUGGAACGGUUCGUGGAUCUGAUGAGAUUGGUAUAG
This is a messenger RNA of Anthostomella pinea, 726 nucleotides long. NCBI's taxonomy places the organism in Eukaryota, Fungi, Ascomycota, Sordariomycetes, Xylariales, Xylariaceae. The record is from the annotation of a GenBank genome assembly.